CCUCGCAAAGCCGUGCAAGAAAAUACGUACGUGUAGGCCUUAUCCUCUUCCUCAUCAACCCACUCCACCGAGUCUCAGAUAAUCAUCACGCCGGAUUUUAUCAUCAUAUCAUAUAAUUUUUCUUCUCCUACGAACAGGCUUCUUUAUCCCGUCCCGCGCGCAUUCCCCUCCGGCUACGACUCGUCAUUCUUAUCCUCUUGCUCCCCCGUUACCUUUAUAGACCCCGCAUUCCCCACAUUGUCUUCUCCACACGCCGUUCUGCUGGGUGCUGCAAGUCUGUCGUUGCGCUGCGUCGAUCGUUUGGUGCGUGCGCUGCGUUCGUGUGAUCGGGAGAUCGGGAGAUGGAGGCCUUCGUCUUGUUCCCGCGGAGCGACGGGAGGAUGGGGGCGGCCGCCUGCGAGAAGCAGCUGGAAGAGGAGGAAGAGGACAUCGGGUGUCCGUCGGAGUCCGAGACAUCGGCGAUGGAUCCCUUUUCGUCUUCGUCGGAGGAGCUUGAUGAUGACGCGACCUCGAGCUCGUCGGGAUCGACAGACAACUUCGAGAUGUCGUCGCUCAUGUCGCAGCUCCCGCUCAAGAGGGGGCUGUCCAAGUUCUUCGACGGCAAGUCGCAGUCGUUUGCGUCGCUCGCGGCGGUGGGCGGCCUGGCCGAGGACCUGGCCAAGCCGCCGCUGCAGAAGCGGCUCAAGACGUCGCGGAGCUGCGGGGUCGGGCUGCAGGACGCGCACCGCAGGCGCUUCUCGCGGCCGUCGCGCCGCUGCCACAACAGCAAUGCCGCCAACGCGGGAUUCAAGAAGGUGUCCAGGGGACGGAUCUCCUUGCUCGGCGGCAGCGCGGCGGCGCCGAGCGGGCUGACGCUCCGGCCGGUGGCGGCGAGGGCAGAGGGGUUGCCCGGGCGAGGAGCUCUGCUGUUUGCUUAGAAGAUUGUUGACCCACAGGCCACAGAUCACAUCCGUCGAAGUGUCGCUUGUCGCGUGUUCUGAACUCUCUGAUAAGAGUAGGGUGCGGUUGUUCCGUGGAUUUUGACACGGCAAUGACCCGGGGGGGAAACGUUAUGUAAAUAGAGAACUGAGCAAAAACACGUUGUGCAGAUCUGUUCUGUUGCGCUCAGUUUCAUCACCAGUGCAUUAUACUUGUCAGAUUUCAUAUCAAAGAUCACUCUGAUCUCUAAAUA
Messenger RNA from Brachypodium distachyon (stiff brome), 1171 nucleotides. RefSeq lists its product as uncharacterized. The record is from RefSeq and is a predicted model, not a curated record. NCBI's taxonomy places the organism in Eukaryota, Viridiplantae, Streptophyta, Magnoliopsida, Poales, Poaceae. The transcript has 2 exons. Bases 342 to 917 code for a protein of 191 amino acids.